AUGCAACAAUCAGUUCCGCGUCUCCUGAACGAAGCUCUUCGUAGUGAAGAUAGAGAAUGUUUACUACCAUGGUUCUUUUUCUUGAAACUAUUCCUCACGGCACUAUGGAAGCUGGAACCAGUCAAAUGUACAGUUUGGAGAGGUACGAAAGGCAGCUAUGGUGCUGGGUUUCGCAAAGGGCAGAAAUUCGUGUGGUGGGGUGUUUCAUCGUGUACUCUAUCUCGCGGAAUUUUAGAAAAAGAACAGUUCCUUGGAAGUACCGGAUCUAGAACUUUAUUUAAAAUUGAAUGUAUGCAUGGGAAAGACAUAAGAAUGUAUUCCUACUAUGAAAAUGAAGAAGAAGUGUUGCUUUUGCCAUGUAGUUAUUUCGAAGUUUUGGAUAUUAACGAAGAAGAUGAUUUGUGCAUUGUACACGUCAGACAGCAGAAGCCACCAGUUCCGUUGAUACAGCCACCGUUUGUGACUGAUGGUUUGGUUUAUACUGUGAGUGAUAGUUUAAGAGAGAUGAAGGUAUUUCCAACAGCGCUGACUAAACAACUUAGUCGAAAUCAACGACGUCGACAAAAAGAAAAGCUGCGAAGAAUAGCCGAAAUCGCCGACGCACAAACAGUCAUGACGAGCGAACAAAAUGAGACUUCUAAACCAAACAUAACGAAGCAACGAAAUAUCUCAGCAGAGUAUGUGUUGGCAUCAGAGCAGAAGGCUGCAGCCGAACGAAGUCUAUGCAUACAAUCGGAUAUUUCUAUCGAAACAAAUAAGUCGAUCGAACAAACUAUCUUCACGGAAAUGAAGCCUUCAAGUGAGCCACCAAUGGCAAUUAUCCCAAUAGUGCAAACAACAGCAAUAACACUUAACUUCGAUCGCUUGAAAACUAAACCUAGAAAAUCUGUUACGAUUAGAGACGGUAUUCGUAUGGCCGCAAACGAUCAAUAUUUGCUUGUCUGUCCAAAGAAUAGACUAUGUCUACUCGAUAAAGAAGGAAACGAACGUUGGAAUAUCAAACGAGACUUUGAAGUUGAUGAUGUCUGCUAUUCGACUUACUUAAAUCAGUUUCUCAUUUUAGGUGACUAUGAUCUAUAUUCUUUAGAUUUAGAGAGACCAACAAAAUUGGCAACAGAAAUCACUCAAUUUGCUCGUAAUAUGGAUGAAUGUACGUGUUACGAGAAUUUAAUCCUGGUCGUGAAAGACUUUGGGGGAGCACUCGUCGAAGUUUGGGAUAUGAAAUCUAAUUGGAAAUUACACAAACAAUAUAAGCGGCCAAUAUCUUGUAAACAAGGACAAGGAAUCUGUACAAUACGGUUCAGUAGCGAUGGAAGUUAUUUUGGAGUUACUUUAACAGAACCUCCCACUGCGAAAGCUUUUUUUCAGCUACGCGGUUCAGAGGAUAUGAAAAUACUAAAAAUAAUGGAACUUCCCUUCUACGAAGGAUACUGUAAUCAUUAUAUUCUCUCACUUCCAAGCAAUGAAUUCUUAGUGUAUAAAUAUUCAGAAAAACUAAUGUUCUUAUUGAAUUCAAGUGGACAAUGUAAACAAACAAUUCAGUACGCUAAAGGCAUUUGUACAAUGGCAUUAAUCAAUAGCUGUUUUGUUAUUCAAACAAGUCGACCAGAUAAACUUCAUUUUUACGAUCUUUAG
Molecule: messenger RNA, 1635 nt
Organism: Didymodactylos carnosus
Lineage: Eukaryota; Metazoa; Rotifera; Eurotatoria; Philodinida; Philodinidae
Source: the annotation of a GenBank genome assembly